Molecule: messenger RNA, 1247 nt
Organism: Vitis riparia (riverbank grape)
Lineage: Eukaryota; Viridiplantae; Streptophyta; Magnoliopsida; Vitales; Vitaceae
Product: DNA oxidative demethylase ALKBH2
Exons: 4
Coding region: 157-897 (246 amino acids)
Biological process (GO): DNA repair
Source: RefSeq, a predicted model, not a curated record
ACCAGGGCCUUAGUCUUACCUUGUUCGCCGCUUGGGGUCAAAACGCAGCGUUUUGGAUCUUCGAGCCUCCGUCCCCGCCAAAACGCGUGUUUUUGGACUCUUUCUACGUUGGGCAGUUUAUUUCUGUUAUGUCCCCCCCCCCCCUCUCUCUUUCCAAUGAAUUUCAAAUUUAAAGCCGAGUCCAAAUCAACAAACCCUAACCCUAACCCUAAUCCUAGCAAUGAAGGUGGAAAGAGACAGAGCAUUGAUCUUGGAAACGGAAGCGACCUCAUCUACAUUCCACGGUUCCUAGCCUUCGAAGAAUCGUGGAAAUGGUUCGAUUACCUCAACAAAGAAAUUCCAUGGACCAGACCCACUAUUCGCGUCUUCGGCCGAUCUUGCGUCCAGCCUAGAGACACAUGUUAUGUUGCAAGUGUAGGAUUGCCAGAACUAAGUUAUAGUGGAUACCAGCCACAUGCCUAUACUUGGGAUGAUUAUCCUCCGCUUAAGGAUAUCUUGGAUGCAGUACACAAAGCUCUGCCUGGGAGUAGUUUUAAUAGCUUGCUCUUAAAUAGGUAUAAAGGUGGCAAUGACUAUGUGGGUUGGCAUUCCGAUGAUGAGAAGCUUUAUGGUUCGACUCCGGAAAUUGCAUCUAUUUCUUUUGGUUGUGAACGUGAGUUCUUCUUGAAGAAAAAACCCAGUAAAGUGUCCCAAGUCUCAGAUAGUCGAUCUAACGGUGAACCUGUGAACAAGCGGGCAAAGAAGAGCAGCAGUGUUGAUCAUCAUUCUUUCACACUAAAGCAUGGAUCAAUGUUAGUCAUGAGAGGCUACACUCAGAGAGACUGGGUCCACUCAGUCCCCAAGCGUGCAAAAGCAGAUGCAACCCGCAUCAACCUCACCUUCAGGCAUGUUAUUUGAUGGGCUGUUGGAUAACGGGGAGAGGUAAUUCAUUGUCCAGCUUCUAUUCUAUUACCAUUUGCCUGUGGGUCUCAGAAAACUUCCUGCUACAAGGCAAAAUAUCUUAUAUUUCUGUUAGAAAGGGAAAAGGAAAACAUAAUUUGCUUGAUUAUGGACACUAGAAGGUUUUUGGGUGGUGAUAAGACUACCAAAAAUCCCAAGAGGGAAAAAAAAAUCAAAGAAAAAGUACAGUAACAGCACAUGCUGGUAUAUGCUAUGCUGUAUCUAUGUUUUACAGUUUUAGACAUUAUCAAGAACAUUUUGUAAUUUUCUUCUUUAUGGCUAGUGUUGCUACAACUGCUUCCUUCCAA